Molecule: messenger RNA, 2278 nt
Organism: Durio zibethinus
Lineage: Eukaryota; Viridiplantae; Streptophyta; Magnoliopsida; Malvales; Malvaceae
Source: RefSeq, a predicted model, not a curated record
AUGCAUAAACACCUCCAUUUGCUAUCAAUUGUUGUCGCUGUUUGUACAGCUUUUUCCUUGAUAAAUGAAGUUGAUGGAGACUACUUGAUUGGAGUAGGGAGCUACGAUAUGACAGGUCCUGCUGCUGGGGUUAACAUGAUGGGCUAUGCUAAUAUGGAGCAGAGCACAGCCGGCAUCCAUUUCCGACUAAGAGCGAGAACUUUCAUUGUUGCUGAAAGUUCCCAAGGUGCAAGGUUUGCUUUUGUUAAUCUUGAUGCAGGCAUGGCAUCACAGCUUGUCACUAUAAAAGUGCUUCAGAGACUCAAAACAAGGUUUGGAGAUUUGUAUACACAAGAAAAUGUGGCGAUCAGUGGCACUCAUACUCAUGCUGGGACUGCUGGUUACUUGCAGUACGUGAUUUACUCUAUUACUUCUCUAGGGUUUGUCAACCAAUCAUUCGAUGCAAUUGUCAAGGCAAUUGAGCAAAGCAUUGUCCAGGCUCACAACAACCUCAAGCCUGGCUCAAUCUUCUUGAACACAGGGGACGUGGAGAAUGCGGGAAUCAACAGGAGCCCAAGUGCGUACCUGUUCAACCCACCAGAAGAGAGGGCUAGAUAUUCCAGCGACGUCGAUACAACAAUGACCCUGUUGAAGUUUUGGGAUCCUGAGAGCAAAAAGAGCAUAGGUGCAUUCAGCUGGUUCGCCACGCAUGGAACGUCCAUGAGCCGAGACAACAAGCUCAUCAGCGGAGACAACAAGGGCGCUGCUGCCAGGUUCUUCGAAGACUGGUUUACUUUUGGCAACAAAUCCCUCUCUACUCCAAUAACCAAGUCUUCUGCCAAGCCAGUAGAAACCAGCACGUUAAUAAAGAAAGCUCAAACAAUCAAGGCCACGGGAGGAAAGCCCUGUGGGAAAACAACCAGCCAAGGCUUCAAGGUGAGGAAGAACGAUGGGUCCGGAUUUGUGGGAGCAUUCUGCCAAUCAAAUGUUGGAGAUGUGACACCAAAUGUGCUAGGAGCAUUUUGCACAGACACUGGGAAGCCUUGUGAUUUCAAUCGCUCCUCUUGUAACGGCGAUGACCAGCUUUGCGUUGGCCGUGGCCCUGGAUACCCAGACGAAAUAUUGAGCACAAAGAUAAUAGGAGAGAGGCAAUUCCAAAAGGCCGCGGAGCUAUUCAAUUCUGCUUCUAACCAGUUGAGUGGAAAAAUUGAUUAUCGCCAUACGUAUCUAAACUUCACUAACAUUGAAGUGGAAUUGGAUGACAAUACUGUAGUAAAGACUUGUCCGGCAGCUCUUGGACCGGGUUUUGCUGCUGGGACUACAGAUGGGCCUGGAAUGUUUGGUUUUCAACAAGGCGACACAGAGAUCAAUGAGAUGUGGAAAAGGUUAAGGGAUAUCUUGAAAGAGCCCAGCCGAUAUCAGGUGGAUUGCCAAAAGCCCAAGCCUGUUUUGCUUAGCACCGGCGAAAUGCUUGUUCCUUAUGCCUGGGCGCCCGCAAUUCUUCCAAUUCAAAUGCUGAGGCUGGGAAAUUUUGUUAUCGUAUCUGUGCCUGGAGAGUUUACGACUAUGGCUGGUCGGCGACUGAGGGAAGCAGUUAAAGAGACAUUGAUAAGUAAUGGAAAUGGAGAUUUUAAUGAUAAGACACAUGUUGUAAUAGCAGGGCUUACAAACACGUAUUCUCAAUAUGUAGCAACUUUUGAGGAGUACAAGCAGCAGCGGUACGAGGCUGCUUCAACACUUUAUGGUCCUCAUACAUUAUCAGCUUAUAUCCAAGAGUUUAAGAAACUGGCAAAAGCAAUGGCUACAGGGGAACAGCUCGGUGGGACAGACUUGUUACCGCCGGAUCUUUCCUCUGUUCAACUCAGCUACUUACUAGACCCUGUAGGAGACUCACCGCCUCCUGGCAAAAAAUUUGGUGACAUUAAUCAAGAUGCUGCCCAGCCAAAAGGCCGUUCUUUCACGAAGGGAGAUAAACCAAGUGCUAUAUUUUGGAGCGCGAACCCAAGAUAUGACCUGUUGAUUGAGGGCACAUUUGCAGUAGUAGAGAUGCUUCAAGGUGAGAGGUGGAUUCCAGUUUAUGAUGACGACGAUUUUUGCUUGUAUUUCAAGUGGAAAUUAGAUAACAUCACUUUUUAUGGUUUAGCAACCAUUGAAUGGGAAGUCCCAGAGGAGGCUGCCUCCGGGGUUUAUCGGCUCAGGCACUUUGGGUCAUCUAAGAAAACCAAGGACUCUCCAAACGAGUACUUUACAGGAGCAUCUAGUGCAUUCACAGUGUCAUGAAGACCACCAGUGUGCAGAA